GUCUAAUCGUUGCUGGAAUCGCAGACAGAGAGAAAUCUGCCCUGGAGAGAAGAUCGAAGAAGGAAAAAAUCACAGAAAAAAAGAGAGAGGGAAAUGGCGAUUUCUUCAGCAUCUCUUUUGCUUCCAAAAACUCCAUCACUUCAUCAUCGAUCUUCUUCUUCCCUUUCUUCCUACAAUUCCAUUUUCUUCAGCCAUGGCAGAAGAGAUUUCUUCAGGAAGCAGAACAAUAGCCUGGUCUUGGACAGAAGCAGAGCCCAUAGGGGCCUCAACUGCCGCUGCAUGUUCGGGCUCGGCGUGCCCGAGAUCGCUGUCAUUGCUGGCGCUGUCGUCCUCGUCUUCGGGCCGAAGAAAUUGCCCGAAGUCGGUCGGAGUAUCGGAAAAACCUUCAAGGGCUUCCAACAGGCAGCCAAGGAGUUUGAGACGGAAUUGAGAAAACCGGCUGAAGAUUCAAUUGAAUCCACUGCAGAGAAUUCCACAGCUGUCAGUGAAAGUGAGAAACAAGACCUUGAAGUUGCAGGCACGAAAGAGAGCUUAUGAGAGCCGAUGGUUAUGAUUCUCAAAUGGUAGCCUUCCUAUCCACAGAAUUCUGCAUUGCAUCUGAGUUGAAAUGUUGCAGCUAGGAUUUGAUUUGCAUAGAUGAAUUAGUUCUUUCCUCAUGGAAAUAUAUGUAAUCACUCUAUAAGAACUUGAUUUUGGAUCGUAAAAUCAUAGUUUUGAAGCUUGGGAACUAUACAACAGUUGCUAUCCAGACCAUUAUUCAGGUC
Messenger RNA from Magnolia sinica, 764 nucleotides. Its product is annotated as sec-independent protein translocase protein TATA, chloroplastic-like. The record is from RefSeq and is a predicted model, not a curated record. The coding region runs from base 94 to 537 and encodes 147 amino acids. Gene Ontology annotation, cellular component: membrane. Gene Ontology annotation, biological process: protein transport by the Tat complex. Lineage: Eukaryota; Viridiplantae; Streptophyta; Magnoliopsida; Magnoliales; Magnoliaceae. The transcript has 2 exons.